GUAUUAUUUAUAGAUAUCAUCGCGUAAACGGUUUUUACCGAUAUACAUAUGCACUGAAUAUUUACUAAAUUUCAUUCAGUGACUUUUUGUAAUACAAAACAGGUGUUAAAGUGUUUUCAACGUACACAGAAAAAUAAGCGCUAUUUCAGAAAAAUACCGCUAAUUUUUAACUUUUACAUAUUUAAAGUAUUAUUAAAUACACAGUUAUAAAUACGAUUCUCUAAAACCAUCAUUCGAAAUGGCGCAGAUUGCAACAAGUAUGGCCAAUGCAUUUAGUAAUGAAUCGGAGAUGAAAGCCAUGGACGCUAACCGAUAUGCGACUAAGAAAACAAUCGCUCAAGGUAUGCUGGAUAUCGCCCUUCUCACCGCCAAUGCGUCCCAAUUGAAAUAUAUACUUCAAGUUGGGGACCAACAUCAGUUUUAUAAACUAAUGCUGAUAAUGAUAAGUCUUUCGAUAAUCUUACAGGUUUUAUCCGGAGCCUUAAGUCUUAGCUUAAGUCUAAUGCGAGAUUGUAGAAUGGAUAAACCUGAAUAUUAUCAGUCAGCUAAUGUUAUUAAUCAUAUUCGCACAGGAUUCGCCUUUCUUACUGCUACCAUAAAUUUAUUCAUUUCGGCUUUUGAUACGCGUUUGCCUUUUCUCAGUGGGGGCAAGUGAAGGAACAAAAAUAUUAAGAUAAUUUAACAUGUUCGUAAACGUAUGUACAAAAUAUUGAUAGUGGGCUAGUGUGCGGACACGGUAACAUGAAACUGAUAUUUUGUAAAACAUAACUCUUGGAAAGCUCUUAUUUCUUAGUUUAAAAAAGUUAGAUUUAAUAAAUUGUAACAUCAGAUUAAAUACCAUAAAGUUGAAUGAAAAUAUUUACUAUGCUAUUAUAUUAUAAUGGAAAUGACGUCAUCAUUGCCCAUCUCUUGGCAUAUUAAAUUUAAAUAAAAAGCUAAACUACUGGACUUAACUUUCUAAUUUGCAAUUUAAAUUUUUCUCAAAGUGACGCGAUUCGUUCAAUAAAAUAAUUAUCGUUUGAAUAAUUAAUUCAAAAUUAAGAAUAUAUCAAUAUUAAUCCUGACAUUAGUUAUGUAUUUUACUGGUUAGAAAUAGAAAUAAUGAUUUUUGCAUUUCGAUUAUCCGAGGAUAUAAGCUCCUAAAAGUAUGCGAAAGUUCGAAAUAUAUUUUUCGGACAAUACUCUAGUUUUUCCUAUGUUUUACCAGAGAACGUAAAUGAAUAGAGAAGGAGCAAAUGUUAACUGAAAACUUUUUGAGUACUAAUUUGUAGUUCCAGAUGAGGGAACAUCGAAAAAUAUAACUUCGAAAAAGAAAAAUACACCACACAAUAUGCGAAAUGCUAUAAAUAGACACAACGAAUAUUCCUAUAUGAAAAAUCGUUGCGCAUACCUAUUUAGAUUUAUGUUUUCAAUUUCUAUGAUAUGACAAAUUUAUAAUUAUGAAAAGCCUUCUGAAUUAAAAAUCUGUAUUACCGGUAAAAACCCUUGCGCGUUUUCGAUGUUCCUUCUUAGCAAUUAACAUUUUAGUACUGCUAACAUUUGCUCCUUCUCUACUCUUCAACAUUCUCUGGUUUUACGGUUAUUUAGUAUAUAUGUAUAUAUAUUUUAACAUAUCUAGCUAUAAUAGGGUGGGUCAAAAACCAAAAAUGAUUUUUCGUCGCUCUAAAAACUUGGUUAAUACCUUUAAGAAGAGGCUCUCCAAGUUUGAGCUCUUUCAAAUAUGAAUUUUCCUAUCUGAUAAUAGGAAAAUCGAUUUUCUAUUUUUUCUUAUUUUCAGAUAUGAAUAUUUUUAUAUGAUUAUAAAAAAAAUAUAUAAAACCGUUAGGCGGAGGAUCUUUCCGUCAAAAUUAAGAGUUCAUACUUUCUUAAAGGUGUCUAUCAACCAAUUAUUCAGAAAACGAAGCAAAAAAACAUUAGUUUUUUUUUACAUACCCUAAUGUUGAAUGUAUAUGUACGAAAUAUGUAUACGGAAGUAACUAAAUUAUAUUAAAGCCGGACUACAAUUUGAAUUAUUAAGUUUAAAAUUAUAUUUUUCACAGCUCUUGGUUGGAAUACUUUU
Bactrocera oleae (olive fruit fly) is the source of this 2059-nucleotide messenger RNA. RefSeq names its product Ninjurin C (gene NijC). The record is from RefSeq and is a predicted model, not a curated record. Gene Ontology annotation, biological process: cell adhesion; tissue regeneration. Lineage: Eukaryota; Metazoa; Arthropoda; Insecta; Diptera; Tephritidae. Gene Ontology annotation, cellular component: membrane.